CACAAAAGGCCUUCAUAAUUAACAUCCCACUUUCUUCCUCCUUCCCUCCCUCCCUCCUCCCUAUAUUGCAAGUUGUCAUUUGGUACCCAUACAAAACCCACAAAAGCCAAAAGGAAGAUCCAUCAAAAGAAGAUCAUAUCAGCAGACCAAAAAUGGGAAGAGCACCUUGCUGUGACAAGGCAAAUGUAAAGAGAGGGCCAUGGUCUCCUGAAGAGGAUGAUAAGCUCAAGGAAUACAUCCACAAAAAUGGGACAGGUGGCAACUGGAUUUCUCUCCCUCAAAAAGCUGGUCUCAAGAGAUGUGGGAAAAGCUGCAGGCUCAGGUGGCUCAACUAUUUGAGACCCAAUAUCAGGCAUGGAGAAUUCUCUGAUGAUGAAGACAAAAUCAUCUGCAGCCUUUAUGCUAACAUUGGAAGCAGGUGGUCAAUUAUAGCAGCACAAUUGCCAGGCAGGACUGAUAACGACAUAAAGAACUACUGGAACACCAAGCUGAAGAAGAAACUCAUGGGUUUGCUCCCCAAUUCUUCAUCCCACCAUCAAAGAAAACUACCCUUUCACCAUCACCAGCUAACAAAUUAUGGACCAAUGAUCCCAUCAGACCAAAUAACAAUGAUCCCAUCCUCUGCUAUGCAACAACAUUACCAGCAUCAGGUCAAGGAGGAUGGAGUGUUGGUGUUUAGGACAGGUGGCACUGAACCCAGUUGCAGCUCUUCAGAUGGAAGCUCCAACAACAACAACAACGCGGAGCAAUUGCAGAUCAGCAGCAGUUUCCAUGAUCAGCAGCAGCAGGGGACUGCUGCUGAUGGUCAUUAUGGUACCAGUUUCAGUAAUGAUCAGAGUGGAACAUGGAGUGACCAAAUCAUGAGAAACAACAGCUUGGAGGAAUAUGGUUUGGAGGAAAUUAGGCAGCUGGUGAGCGCAAGCAGUAGUGGCAACAACAACGACACCAACAGCUUGUUACUGUUUGAUGACAACAGGACAGAAGAAAGGCUUAUGUUCUACUGAUUCUUUUUUGGUGCUUCACUGAUUAUUGAAAAGGGUUUGAAUAAGUGGGAGAUUUGUGUUCCUCGGGUUGGGGGUUGAAAGAUUCAAGCUUUCUUUUGGGGAUAAUGGUGAGGUUCUGUGCUGGAUAAAUUUGGUAACAAAAGAGGAAAGAAGCUUCUUCUUCUUCUUCCUUGUUCUUUCU
Molecule: messenger RNA, 1185 nt
Organism: Linum tenue
Lineage: Eukaryota; Viridiplantae; Streptophyta; Magnoliopsida; Malpighiales; Linaceae
Source: the annotation of a GenBank genome assembly